CACCCGGAGGCGCCGUGUGCUGAAGUUUACUGGGAGAGACAAGCAUGGCCAGCUGCUCUGGGUGUGGUCCGGGCUACAGCAGCCCCCUGGAGGCCAUGAAGGGACCUCGGGAGAAGAUUGUGUACCUGCCCUGUAUCUACAGAAACACAGAGACCCUGAAACCAGACUAUCUGAGCACUGUGGACGUGGACCCAGACUCCGACACCUACUGCCAGGUGAUCCACCGCCUGCCCAUGCCCAAUGUGAGGGACGAGCUGCACCACAGCGGCUGGAACACCUGCAGCAGCUGCUUUGGGGAUGCCUCCAAAACACGCAACCGCCUCAUCCUGCCCUCCCUCAUCUCCUCCAGGAUCUACGUCAUCGACAUCAGCCAGCCCCGGGCCCCGCGCAUACACAAGAUGGUGGAGCCGGUGGACCUGUACUAUAAGUGUGGCCUGGCCAACCCUCACACGUCCCACUGUUUGGCCAGUGGUCAGAUCAUGAUCAGCUGCAUGGGAGACCCCUCCGGGUCCGGCAAAGGGGGCUUUGUGCUGCUGGAUGGUGAGACGUUCGAGGUGACUGGGAACUGGGAGCACCCAGGUGAAGAAGCUCCAUUCGGGUAUGACUUCUGGUACCAGCCCCGGCACAAUGUGAUGAUGAGCACUGAGUGGGGGACGCCUCGGGCCCUUAUCAACGGCUUUGACCCCAAACACGUCCAGCAAGGACAUUAUGGCCAGAGGAUCCAUGUGUGGGAUUGGACCACACAUCGGAAGCUGCAGACCCUGGACUUGGGUGAAGAUGGCGCUAUUCCCCUGGAGAUCCGAUUCCUGCACAACCCGGACGAGCGUCAGGGCUUUGUGGGCUGUGCGCUCCGCUCCAACGUGUUCCGCUUCUACAGAACUGAGGAAGGCCAAUGGGAAGCAGAGAAAGUCAUCAAUGUUCCCAGUAAGAAGGUGGAAGGCUGGAUGCUGCCGGAGAUGCCAGGCUUGAUCACAGACAUCCUCAUCUCCUUGGACGACCGAUUCCUCUAUUUCAGCAACUGGCUCCACGGAGAUGUCCGGCAGUAUGACAUCACUGACCGCCGGAAGCCACGAUUGGUUGGACAGGUGUUUCUUGGGGGCAGUCUGGUGAACGAUGGUCCAGUCAAAGUGCUCCAUGAUCCGGAGAACCGCGGCCAGCCGGACCCUCGCAUCAUUAAAGGGAAGCGUAUACCUGGAGCUCCACAGAUGCUGCAGCUGAGUCUGGACGGGAAGAGGCUGUACGUGACCACGUCUCUGUACAGCGGCUGGGACAAACAGUUCUACCCCGACAUGCUGCGGGAGGGCUCGGUGAUGAUGCAGAUUGACGUGAACACAGAGAAGGGAGGUCUGACUCUGAACGAGGACUUCCUGGUGGACUUUGGGAAAGAGCCGGACGGUCCGUCUCUGGCUCACGAGCUGCGCUACCCCGGAGGAGACUGCACCUCUGACAUCUGGAUCUGAUCUCCUCAAAGCACACUUAUGCAACGCAACGCACGCUCACAGCGCUCCACAUGCACACUGUAUUGAUACUUUGCGCUGACUUCAAGCUGGGAGGGUUCUGCAUGUAUGUCUAUGGUGGCAUGUUCAGCAGUUACCACUGACUGAAAACUACAUAUGUUUGGAUUUAAACAACAAAUGUUCAUCAAUAUGAGCAUUCAGGUUCCUGUUUUAGGUGAUUAUCAACAAAAACAGUGACUGACAGUGACUCACCUGUUGUAGUUCGAGCUAAGUCAGUUCUUUAUGGUCAAACUGUGCUAAAUCGUCAUUUAUCCUCCACGUACAUCUCUCAGUUUAACACUGACUCACAAAAGGUAUAUUUACACCAUGAUCUUCUCUUGGCAUACCAUUGUCUAAACUGUGGCUGGCCUCAUAGUCUCACCACACUUUCUUUAUAAACCUCGUCCUUUAGAAGCUUAGGAAAGGGGCUUGAAAAUUCAGAGAUGUUCACUUUUGAAAUCAUACUAUGUUGACUUUUCAAGUCCCCCAGGCCUGUAUUAUUGAUGGUAAAUAAACUUCUCCUGCUUAAGACGUCCAGUUGGUCUCCAGCCUUUUACUUCCACCCUUUGGACAAGCUGAAAACUUCUACAACAGCUUCACCCCCCAGGGAAUGUUGAAUGACAUCAGGAGCAAAGUAUCAAUACAAAUGCCGCUUUAUCAAAUGAAACUCUAAUGUAUCUCCACUGCACCUGUCACAGCAGGUGGCAGGUGCGUGCAUAGAUCUAACACAGUCUUAUGAGGUGAUCAUUUGCUUUGCUUUGCACUUUUGCCUUGUUUUCUUUGUAAUGACCAAAUCACAGAGACCACAGUGUUAUUGUGUCAGGAGCACGGACAAGAUGAUUCAUUGUCAAAUAAAACAGAAGUCUGAGA
Messenger RNA from Boleophthalmus pectinirostris (great blue-spotted mudskipper), 2366 nucleotides. RefSeq names its product selenium binding protein 1 (gene selenbp1). The coding region runs from base 45 to 1460 and encodes 471 amino acids. The record is from RefSeq and is a predicted model, not a curated record. Lineage: Eukaryota; Metazoa; Chordata; Actinopteri; Gobiiformes; Gobiidae. Gene Ontology annotation, molecular function: selenium binding; protein binding. The transcript is spliced from 12 exons.